Messenger RNA from Mobula hypostoma (lesser devil ray), 3193 nucleotides. It is a transcript of the gene golph3a, whose product is annotated as golgi phosphoprotein 3a. Lineage: Eukaryota; Metazoa; Chordata; Chondrichthyes; Myliobatiformes; Myliobatidae. Bases 313 to 1179 code for a protein of 288 amino acids. Gene Ontology annotation, molecular function: phosphatidylinositol-4-phosphate binding. Gene Ontology annotation, cellular component: Golgi cisterna; trans-Golgi network; cytosol. The transcript has 4 exons. The record is from RefSeq and is a predicted model, not a curated record. Gene Ontology annotation, biological process: Golgi organization; Golgi vesicle budding; retrograde vesicle-mediated transport, Golgi to endoplasmic reticulum.
GGGGGUGCUCGGCAUCUCCAGCAUCUGCACACGAUCUCUCACUCCAGUCUGCAGCUUUAAACCCUCGGCGGCAGCGGCCUCUGCCACAUCCCUCUGUGACGUCACGCGGGCCUCCCCGUCGCCAUAUUGCUGGAAAAUAACCCGGUUACGGGCGGCUCGCACUCCGGCGAUCUUCACCACCCCCCUCCUCCUCAUUUCCCUCUCACACCGCCGAGCGAAAAACAACCGCCCUCAACAUCCCGCCGUCCUCGGUUGAUGCAGCCUCGCUGCUGACAGGGAAAAAGUAGCAGCAGCUGCGGCCGCCCUCGAACCAUGUCGACUCUGACCCAGAGGAGUUCCGGCCUUGUCCAGAGGAAAACGGAGGCGUCCAGGAAUGCGGAGAAAAUUGGCGAGGAUGACGAGGACCGGAGGGAUGAGCAGGACCAGGAGGACGAGAAGGGUGACUCCAAAGAAACUCGCCUCACCCUGAUGGAGGAGGUCCUUCUCUUAGGCCUAAAGGACCGGGAGGGUUAUACAUCAUUUUGGAAUGAUUGCAUCUCCUCUGGGUUGCGUGGAUGCAUGCUGAUUGAACUAGCACUAAGGGGACGCUUGCAACUGGAGUCUUUUGGCAUGAGACGCAAAAGUUUACUAACAAGGAAGGUUAUCUGUAAGUCAGAUACCCCUACUGGAGAUGUGUUGCUUGAUGAAGCCCUGAAACAUAUUAAGGAAACACAACCUCCGGAAGCGGUGCAGAGCUGGAUUGAACUUCUCAGCGGUGAAACAUGGAAUCCAUUAAAGCUGCACUAUCAGUUACGAAAUGUGCGUGAGCGAUUGGCGAAAAAUCUAGUGGAGAAAGGUGUACUGACGACAGAGAAACAGAACUUCCUGCUGUUUGACAUGACAACACAUCCUCUUACCAACAAUGUAAUCAAGCAGCGUCUCAUCAAAAAAGUUCAGGAAGCUGUGCUGGAUAAAUGGGUGAAUGACCCGCAUCGGAUGGACAAGCGCUUGCUUGCCCUCAUUUACUUAGCCCAUGCCUCGGAUGUACUGGAGAAUGCCUUUGCCCCUCUCUUAGAUGAACAUUAUGACUUGGCCAUGAAAAGAGUACGACAGCUGCUGGACUUGGAUCCUGAAGUUGAAUCUAUGAAAUCUAAUACAAAUGAAUUACUUUGGGCUGUAGUUGCUGCCUUUACCAAGUAAAAUAUAGAAUUAAAUGAUUAUUUGUUUUCCUGUUUUUCUUCUCCUCCCAUUAUAAUUCCUGUCCUUAUAAGUUGUAACACUCUUUCCAUGAAAUUAGACCUUGCUUUGAAACUUGCUUAAACACUUUGGUUCCAAUAAAUCUUGAAAGACUGAUUCAUAAACGGCCAAUGAAGCGCUGCAUUUCUUACAGCCAAAGAGGAGGUACUGUAUCAUUUUUGUGGCCUAUUCAAUUCUCUUUCUCCUCCAUUUCAUUUAAAUGAUAAUGUGGAAAGAAACUCAAGUGCAGUUUAUUCCUGAUAAGCUCAUAACUAGUCAACCAAGAUAUUUUGUCCGUCAGUAUUUUUAUGUAAUGGAAGUGAAUGGGGUAGGUGGGUUUUGUACUUGGAUCAAGCAUGCAUUUAUUUAGACUGUAAGUUGCAUUGUCAUUUUAAAUGACCAUCAUAUGCACUUGGUUUAUAAAUAUAGGGGAUUCAAAAUGCUGCACUGUAAAACACUAAAUAUCUGCCGCCUUACUGCAUUAUUUUCUGCUACCGAUGAAAACAAUGUCAAUCCUCCCAUAAUGUAAUGUAAGAGAAUACGUGUAGUGUUUGAUUUCCCUACUCCAUCUUUUAAAAUCCAGUUACUUUAACUUAUAAAAUGUAAUGUGCAUGGGCCCCUAAACUUUAUGAAGUUUUGUGGUAUUAAUUUGUUUUCUUGGUGGGAUCAACUGUAAAAUGCUACCAGAAAUUAUUUUACCGCAUUGGAAAUAAACAUUUAUUGUGAAACUAAUGGUCUGUUAAAACAUCACUAUGCACAAUAGACUUUAGGAAAAUACAUGGACAUACAAACAAAAAAACCACAAAAAAUCAUGUGGCCAAGAAGCAUGGCAUUGUCUUCUGAUUCAUGGCCAAAAGUUACAUGGGGAAAUGUGUUUAGUCAAAUUCUCCUCCAUUGAGAUCAGAUUACUUGCACAUUUCCUCCCCUUUUCAAUUCUACUUCGAUAGCAGAAUAGAGAAUCUCUCUAACAUUUUAAGAUUUAUGUUGCGGUUUGUAAAUUUAUGCUUUUUGUUAUCUAUCUACUUUUUUUGUAAGCCAUCUCUUUUAAAUUAUUACAUCAAUUUGAUUGACAGAGGAGGCCUUCUGACAGUGAUCCAUAGAUUCACAAUUUUAAAUGGAAGUAAUUCUGGGAUAGCUAACAUUCCAGUAUAGUUUGUAUAUAGUUCAACUUGUAUAUUUACCUAUUCCAUCCUAGUUUUUAUUUUGCAAAAUGACGAAUUCCACACCUGAUCUCAUCUGUGCUUAGCCAGUCAUAUGGUGGAGAGAAGUUUUAUCUGUAGAGCAUGUUCAAAACUCUGCUAUGUAAUUUUUAAUGUAUGUGGACAAAGUACCUUGCAGCCACUUGGACCAAUACAUAGCCCUUUAUGUUAUUCAAUGUGAGGUCCAAGUUGGUUUUAAGUCUUGUAACAAGUAUAUUUCAUAUCAAAGAAUGCUUGUUGUCAAUAGCAAGAUGGGUACAAUUCUUUGUUUUUCAUUUUUCAGUUCUUAGUACACUGAAAAUGAUGUGAAGUCUUAGUUUCUGUUUUCCUGCAAAAAAUAAUUACUAAUUUUAGUUAAUUGCUUCUUUGGAAAUCUUUUAUAAGCAUGGCAUGUGAAUAGUUAAUUGCAAAUUGCACCGCUGUAAUUAUUAAGGGUGUUUUUUUGUGGAAUAGCUACUAUUCCGAUUAUGGCACAGAUUUUAUUUUACAUAUAACUUGUUUCAGUAUGUCAUGAAAUUAUUGGCUUUUCAGCCUGUGAGCUCUUCACUGCUUGCUUCACUGCUGCUGGUUUCACCAUAUUUAUGUAAAUAACAAAAUGAUUAGCAAAACAGUGAUUCAUAAUUAUAUUACAUAUGAAUGAUGGGGCUUACAGGUGUUUCUGAAUAAUUUGUUUAAGAAUUCAAAACAACAAUACUAGAUGGAGUAGAACUGUAGACUUGAAAUUAAAGAUCCCUGAUCUGUAUACUAGCUUUUUACUUUUCAGUUAAUAAACUAUGGUU